GCUAUUACAACUUGAUAUCCUUCUUUAAGAGCAACACAGGAAACUGUUCUUCGCUGACGACCCAUUUGACAGUAUUACCUUUCACCAAGACUGAAGACACAACAAGCGAAAGAACACUGUCUUUGGGUCUUCAGAGUCCAAACUUUUCACUCGUUGAAGCAGACCGUUACCCUCAAUCUCGCUCAGGAUGUAGAAACCCCCACCAAGAUUCAAAAGCUAUCCACAAUCUUCAAGUUACAGCCCAAAGACACCCAACGCGAAUCAACUGCUGAACGAAACAGGACUCGACGUAAUGGACCUGCCGGAGGUAGACCAAACACGCACCACGUGGAAAGUUUAUUUAGGCGAAAGAAGUCUGUGAAAGCGAAGAUUGCGAGCGAUCACCUGCUGCCAAUAUUUCAGCCCAUGAGUAUCGUAAAUGUGAACCCCAUCCAUUCGGUUGAUCGGAAGGAAUUCGACGGGAAAGCUCAAGGACGAUCUGGCUCAGACAUUCGACGCGCUGCCAGAAACUUUUCUAUUCGCCUAAAAGAUCGAAAGACCUCUAGAGCGGUUGCUACUCUUACAGAAAUCCUUCGCGCAUCAGCUCCAGCCAACUGUCAAGAGAACUCAGAGGAAAAAAGCGAGCCACUAAUUCUACGAAGCGGCGAUCAUAGCGGUACAUCCUCAGCAGCGGCCAGGAAAUCUUUCAAAGAUGUGACGGACCGGUUGACCAAGCCUGAACAAGCCAGUAGGAUUAUCGCCAUCUUGAAAACCCAGCCACAUCCAUCACUGAACGCUACAACAGCUUCUUCCCAUGUAAAUGUUCAAGGAGUUUGUCUCGUGACGCCAGAUGACAGAACAGGUUCGCAAAGCCUCUUGACGCUCCAAGCCAAUAGAUCUAGCGACGAAGCAACAAAAGCUAUGAUGUUGAGAUUGAAUCCCUCAAAUGGAAUCUUAAAUCUCGUCACUGGGAUGUCAUUGGGGACUGUUCUGGGUGUGAUGGCGCGUACUUCUGGUCUGUUUGACGCGUUAGCCACGUGCACCGGUGAAAUGAUUCAACACAGCGAGGCUCAUCAGAACCUGAUUGGAUUAGUGCCGACUGACAGAGUUAGCCUUUGGAAGUAUUGGUGGGGGUUUGAAAUCGCUUUGCCGCCACCGAGUAUAGCUAAUUUAGAGAAGACGAAAUCGAUCAGUGCCACCUUCCUCCAACUAUUGAUGGGACUCACGGUUGCAGGGGGGAUCGUGGAGCUCACCCCGUUCAUACAAUACUUGAGCUCAUACCUGGAUAUGGAGUGGAAAGCCAUCCUCAGUCAAAACAAAGGUCGCGGUGUGGUUCUAGCUGCCACCUGGGCCCUUCCUGUGGCAAUUGUGCCCCGGACAUGGGAUUUCGAUCAAGUCAUCCCCACAGACCCCUCUUAAAGUUACUCCGAUCAUACUUGAAGGCUGUGAUUUAUUCUUGCGUGCCGACUCUCAUCUGUGUUCACAUCAACUUCUGUCUUUACCAUUUUUUGUCCCUUUUGUAUCUUCUUGUUAGAGUUCUUGUUCUUGAGCAUUUUCUGUGAGGCUACAUCUGUCUUGUCAGCAUUGCAAGUUCGGGGUUUUGACUUCAGUGCACGC
Molecule: messenger RNA, 1596 nt
Organism: Melampsora larici-populina 98AG31
Lineage: Eukaryota; Fungi; Basidiomycota; Pucciniomycetes; Pucciniales; Melampsoraceae
Exons: 5
Coding region: 406-1398 (330 amino acids)
Source: RefSeq, a predicted model, not a curated record